This is a messenger RNA of Stereum hirsutum FP-91666 SS1, 2112 nucleotides long. RefSeq lists its product as uncharacterized. The coding region runs from base 1 to 2112 and encodes 703 amino acids. The record is from RefSeq and is a predicted model, not a curated record. The transcript has 18 exons. Lineage: Eukaryota; Fungi; Basidiomycota; Agaricomycetes; Russulales; Stereaceae.
AUGCCUCGUAAAGCCGCCACUGCCAACUCUGGAAAUGCUGCCUUGUCUAAGAAUGCUGGCGAUGUGGCCGGUUCUGCUGCUGCCCAGUCUCCUGCACGCCGUAAUACGCGAGGACAAGUUAAAUCUGACAAGGAAAAAGAUAACAAGAAGGGUGUUGGAAAAGGCAAUGUCCAGGAAAGUACCAACAAGAAGGUUGCUAAGCGCAAGCAUACUUCCGAUAAUGAGGACGAUGAAGAUGUCAAGAAUGCUCCUGACCAAACCCCCCCACCGUCUAGUCCGCCUGGUAUAUCUCCUCCUUCAACACCUUCUCCUUUGAAGAAACUUAAAGGGGCUGGUAAAAGGACACUGGAAGGUGUAAUCAUUGAUACGCCUUCCAAGUCGCCUGGAAAGAAGCCGGUUCGCUUUGAGACUCCACCGCCUUUGGAAGUGCAAGUGCCAAAGACACCAAGGUCUUCGGCGAAGAAACAUGCAAUGAACAUAGAUGAUGACAAUCCGUUCAUGUCUAAGGAUGUUAGCCGGCAAAAGGGGCACACCAAAUCUUCUGCGAGUCAAUUAUCGAAUCAACAACUUUGGGAGAAGCGAGCUGCCCUUGCACGUCUCAUGAAAGAAAUCGAGGCUCAGAUAGGUGACACUGGAGAUCAAGCUCAAUCUGAAACUUACAGUGAUGAAGAGCAUAAUAUGACUGUUGAUGGCUAUGAGAAGGACGACUUUGUUGUUGACGAUGAGGCUGAAGAGGAUGGCGAUGCUGGAGAUGAGGAUGGUGCAGAGUACGACGAUGCUCAGGAAAAUAAUGAACAGCAGGAAUAUACGCAUGGAGAGGAGGAAGAGGAGGUGGAAGAGGAGGAGGAAGAGGAGCCUGAACAACCCAAGCGAGCAAAGACUUCCAAGGCCUCUUCUUCAAGGAUUCCUGACAAUGGCAAUGACACCGAUCCCGGGGAACUUUCUUCUGACUCUAUUCAAAGGCGCAAGAAGAUUGCCCAAGGAAAGAAGAAGGCGGCAGACCCAGAGGUUGAAAAGGAUGGUGCAGGAUCCAUUCAGAUUCAUGGAUUCCCGAAGAAGAGCGGUGUCAAUGUCAAGGAUACAAGGAAGUACAACAUGUCUAUUUGUAGUGUGACGAGUCGUACCCUACAGCACAAACUUGUGCAGGCAAGCUUCAGAAAUGUUCCCCCGUAUCCAGAGGCUGGUGGUAUCACUGGUUCCACUUCAACAAUUGAUCUAGAUUUCCUGGAUGAUAGCUCUUUCACUGGGAUUCAGAUACCGGCACUGGUUCAGCUUCUCACAUUCACCCAGGCUGGGCGAUUUCACAAUCCCGCAUAUGCCAAUCCCGAUGAUUUCUCCACCGCCUUUGGAGUAUCCACGAACCCGACCAUUCACAUUCCUGAUACUAUCAUUCCGUCGCUCUUCAUUUCCUUCGGAAUCGUACAUCAAUCCAAUACCAUCAAAGGUCGAGCGAUCGGUGCCAAUAGUACCAAGGGGUAUAAGGAUAUUCAGAUAUACCAUAUCAGUCAAUAUCACGAGAGGGCAAUUGCUUUCAUGUGCCGAACCCUUGGCGAAAGUGAACUGUCUCUUUAUACCUAUGAAGGAGCAGUUGGGUACAGUACAAUGUUUGGUGAACUUGCGUCACCGACUCGUCCCUCUCCGACCAAGAAGAAGAACAGUGCUGGCCCCUCCUCACCCUCCAAGCCCAGUCCCCUUGACAACAUGCGGCGAGCCAACAUGAAGAAGACUGUCCCAUAUUGUAUCGCUUCUAAUAUGGACGUAAAUGCAUAUUACAUUGCUGUGUUUAUUGCUCUAGAUUCCUACGUACAUGACAUGUUUCCGAUAACACACGAAACAACUUGCGAAGACCUACUCAUUUUGAAGAAAUAUUGGCCUGAUCCACGUUCGGAUUCACGAUAUCAAAAUAUUGGUACAAGAGACUUGAACAGAAUAACAUCAUUCUACUCCAUUCAUCAACCCAAGGGACUUCUGAAUCUGGACAACGUUCUAUGGUGGAAUAUUCCUGGCCAGGAAUUGAUGGUCCUGGUCCUUCCUCAGUACGAUUUGGAGCUCCGGCUGAGCGUAUUCAUCAAAGUAAGACAGACAGCAUCCACCUUCAUUUUGUAUGGCUGA